Molecule: messenger RNA, 29943 nt
Organism: Porites lobata
Lineage: Eukaryota; Metazoa; Cnidaria; Anthozoa; Scleractinia; Poritidae
Source: the annotation of a GenBank genome assembly
CAGAAUUUUAAUUAUAAAGUGGAAUUUGUUGCUGGAAGUGGAGCCAUAAAUUCAACGCUUGCACUUACUGGUAUAUCAUCUGUUGAUGUUCCAAAUAGUAUUUUAGGAUUUCGUAAUUCUGGUCCGUUAAGGGCAGGUCAGCCCAUCAGUGCAGGGCAAGGAUUCGUUGGUUGCAUUGGAAGUGGAACAAACAUUCAACUCAGAGACAGUGGACCUGGGACGUUUCUUAACAUUAAAAACUGUACUCUUGAUAACCAGCAAGGAUGCCCUGAUAAAGGUUGGUGUCAGUGACAAAUUUUUAUUAUUAUUAUUAUUCAUUCAAAAUAUUUCUAUAUCUGAUUGGCAGAAAUCCCCCAGCUAAUUUUAUUCUUCAUAUAAAGCAGCUGGCAUUUUCCAAAUUUGAAAGGUGUGAGCAACAUACAUUAUACAGUUCCAGUUUCAGUUUCAGUUUGUUUAUUUACCAGAAAAAAAUACAUAAACAUACAGACAUUCAAUUUCUAAUAUGUUAUUUAAAAAUUAAACAGGCAUAAAUAGAUUUAUUGUAAGUUGUAAAAGGAUUGAAAGUAUUUUUCUGGUGAGGAAGCUAAAAUAGAAACCUUGGGGCUUAUUAUAUGAGCCCCUUCCUAAGACUAAAUAUUAUGAAUAAAUAAGCAGCAAAAUCAUACUGAAAUGUAAUUAGGAUAAAAAGCAAGCAAAACAAAACAGACAAAAAGCGGCAAAAAUCAAGUACUAUUUACAAGUGGUGAAUCAUAAUAAAAUAAUAAUGAGUCUUUAUUUCAUCAAAAGAUAAAACUACGUAUCUCAUGUUACAAUAAUAUGGUCCAAGAUAAAAAACUAUGAUAAAAAUAUCUACAUAAUAUAUAUAUAUUAAAAAAGUAUGUCAUUACAACAAAUGGAGCUUAAAAAUCAACCUAUUUACAAAGGUAUUCAUAAAACGCUCUGUAUUAAUUUUCGGGCGUGCGCAGCCUUUUUUCCUAAGAUUAUGUACAUAAGUCUUCUGGACAGGAAUGAUAUCUUUCAGUGGGUGGCAAUCGGUUGAUAUUAAUUCUUUAAAAUGUUUUGGUCUUGUUUAUUUAAAAGGUUCUUGAUAAAAACUGGAAAUGAAAUAACACAGCGUUUAUGGCAUCGGUCUAAAAAAUUUUGUAUAACCGUGAGAUCGGACUCCGAUGCCCCAUAGACUGAAAGCGCAUAGCUAAAAUUAGGUAAAACAAUAGAUAUAAAAAGGUGAUCUAUCUCUGCCUGAGAGUAGUGUUCCUUUCUUAGUGUUCGUAGGACACUAAGAGAUUAUUGAAUUAUGUCAUGUAAAAAGUAUGUCCAUAUUACGCCCAUUUGGUAAAUUUACACUGGUUACCAGUAAGAUAUAGAAUUCAUUUUAAAAUUUUAUUACUUACUUUCAAUGCCCUCUAUGACAUGGCACCUAGUUACAUCAUUGGUUUAAUUCAUACUAAGACUACGACAUGCUAUUUGCUGCGCUCUAAUGAAGGUGUUUUAUGAAAGCAUCCGUCAGGGAAAAUGAAAAAGUCGUUUGGUGACAGAUCCUUCGGUGUGGCUGCGCCCACUUUAUGGAACGCUCUUCCUGUUAGCCUCCGCAGCAUCAAAUGUAUUUCUACUUCUAAGUGUAAUCUUAAAACUUAUCUUUUUAGCUUUAAAUAUCUCUUAGAUAUUAAAUAUAUUUGUUUAUUUCUAAUAUUUGUAUAGUUUUUAGGUUAUUUGCUGUUGUAAUGCGCUUUUGAUCACCUAGCAUGUUAAAAAGUGCACUAUAAAUGAAUAAAUUAUUAUUAUUGUUAUUGAUGGUUUACUUGCUUGGAAAUGAGGUUGAUUGAUGGUAUAUUUGUGUGGAGACGAGGCUGCUUGAGAAACAGUUACACUGGAUUUAUGGGUCUUUCUGCAGGAACCAAAAUAAUGUUAAAGUUCUCCUCAGGGCUUUAUUUUUGGUUGUAAUGUUUCUUCUAUUAUACGUAAUCUGUGUGUUUUAGAACAAAAGACACACGGGAAAGCAAAAGAAAACUAAGAUGGCCGCACACUGUCCCGUCCGAGUGCGGCCAUCUUGGUUUCUGGACGUUCGGAUCUAGCCUGCGAGCAAGCUCUCCUAUUUGGGCGAGUAAAACGAGUCUGGCGAGAACGCGCGAGCGAGCGGCGAAGCCGCGAGAGGCUCGCUUCGCUUGCCCAAAUAGGAGAGCUUGCUCGCAGGCUAGUUCGGAUCGAGCUAGAUUGUGUGGUUCCAGAAAAUAUCCAUACCCCCCCACGGAAGGGAUUGGAUUUUCCAGGGGGGAGGGGGGGUCAAUUUGCCUAAUUUUCCAGUGGGGAGGGGGGAUCAACAUAGGGAAAUAUUUCCAGAGGGUUCUCGUGACGCGUAAGAGAGUGACAAAGACAAAACACAAAAAUUCACCCCGACAAUUUAAGAUAUAAAACACUACGAAAGUUAAAGAGCUACUAAACCUAUGGAUUAAUGGACGUCUCGAACAUAUUUUGUCAGUCCCUCGGCGUGACCUCUCACGCGAAAACGUUCCUUACGGUGUGCCGUUUUCGAAAGGAUUUGGUAUCCGUUUGAACGGCUUGGGAUAUCCGUUCAAAAACAAUUGUCAUCCGUUCGAACGGCUUUGGCUAUCUGUUCGGAAAAAAUUGUCAUCCGUUCGAACGGUUUGGGCUAUCCGUUUGAAAAAAAUUGUCAUCCGUUCGAACGGCUUGGGAUAUCCGUUUGAAAAAAUUGUUAUCCGUUCAAACGGCUCGGGCUAUCUGUUCGAAAAAGAAUUUGUCGACCGCUCGAGCGACAGAAGCUAUCUGUUCAAAGAUAAAUUUUAGCCGAGUUUCCAUCCCAAAACCAUUUCGUCGCUAGCCACUCGCGUUGAACGAUCUGUUAUUCUCCAGGGCCCGGUUGCAUAAAACGCCCGUAACAGUUACGGGUAUACGUACGUGUACUCGUAACUUAAGUGAGUUGCAUUAAAUCAUUUGCGUGGUCCACUUAGGGGUUUCACUUAAGUGGCUGCACUUACGAUUUUCGUAAGUAUCCACUUAAGUGUCAUUUAUGCAACAGAAAUUGCGGGUGUUGCAUAAAACCUUUUUUACGGGAAAAUUAGCACUUAAAUUUACGGGACCUAUGUGGGUCCCGUAUCCUUACUGUUUUUACUAAAGUUAACGAGCUCUUUUACCGAGAAGUGAAAAAAAAAUUGUUUUUUCUUUACGUAAUUCCGUUCUAAUGCGCUUUGUUAACCUCUGAUGUACAAUUUAAAGCCGUCGUUAAGAAAAAAGAAGAACAACAAACAUUUCCAGUGGAUAUUGAAGUAAAAUAACGAUUUCAUGUAUACUUUAUUUCAAGGAGAGGCUUAAAAAGGUGUUCGAAGCGACUUGACACUUUCUUUACACUCACCGAUGGUUAACUUAAUUUAAAAAAAUAGAGUGAGUCAAAUUAAUAAUUAAAAGUACUAUAACAAAGUUACGUAUGCCCUUAAGUGAGCCCGUAAGUUACCGCGUAAAACAGAAACUUACGAGAGUGCUAAGUGUGUUCCAUGCAACACCCGUAAGUGUACCCAUAACGGAUUCUUAAGUGACCUACUUAAGAGGGCACUUAAGUGCAGGUUUUAUGCAACCGGGCCCAGGGUGCGGUUGCAUAAAACGUCCGUAACAACUACGGGUAUACGUACGUGCACUCGUAACUUAAGUCAGUUGCAUGAAAUCACUUAAGUGGUCCACUUAGGGAAUUCACUUGAGUGGUUGCACUUACGAUUUUCGUAAGUGUUCACUUAAGUGUCGUUUAUGCAACAGAAAUUGCGGGUGUUGCAUAAAACUUUUUACGGGAAUAGCAGGUAAAUUUACGGGACCUAUGAGGUCCCGUAUCGUCACUGUUUUUACUAAAUUUAACGAGAUCUUUUACUGAGAAGUGAAAAAAAGUAUUUUUCUUCACGUUAUUCGUUCUAAUGCGGUUUGUUAACCUCUGAUGUACACUUUUGUGAAAAAAGAAGAAGAACUAUCAUUUUCAGUAGAUAUUGAGGAAAAAUAACGUUUGCAUGCAAAUUUCAUUUUUUGAGAGGCUUAAAAGUGUUGGAAACGAGUUUUAACUUUCUUUACACUCACCGAUGGUUAGCUUAAAAAAAAGAGUGAAUCGUUAAUAAAGAACUAUAUCAAGGUUACGUGUGCCCUAAGUGAGCCGUAAGUUACCAGGUAAAACAGAAACUUACGAGAGUGCUAAGUGUGUUCCAUGCAACACCCGUAAGUGUACCCAUAACGGAUUCGUAAGUGACCUACUUAAGUUAGCACUUAAGUGCAGGUUUUAUGCAACCGGGCCCAGGUCACGUACGUUACGAAGUAUGUUUACAAACGCAUCAUAUAUGAAAUAGUUACGGAUCUCUGCUCCUUUGUAGCCAUCUUCGCUUUCAUAUUAUCAAUCGAUUAUCGACAUACGUUUUAUUCAAUACUUAAGUUUUUUUUUUCAACAAGUUUCCCGAAAAUAAUAUUUUUUGUCUUUUACGCUUUUGUAGUUUAUGUAUCGGUCAAAUCGAAGCUUCAACAUGCCCCCCCGGGCAACCCCCCGGGCAUUUGACUUUUUUGAAAAAUUAUUGUUCAAAUUCCCCCCUAUCAGGGCCAAAAUGCCGUUCAAAUGCCCCACACUAGGGUCCAUUCAGGUGAUCAAAUGCCCCCACCCCGGGGACAUUUCACAGGCACAAAAAUGACAGAAGGACGGCCGAAACACCUUCAGUUGUUGAACAAAAUCUUUAUAAAUAUAACAAAAACUGAGAAACACUGUUAGCGUAUUUACUAUGAACAAAAGUCUCGUGCAAAGCGGUGGAAAUCGCUGCUACAAGGUCACUGAAUGCUCAGCUUUUCUUCGUCAUGCAACAUACAAAGCGUUCUAUAAAAAAGAUCCCACCUAUUGAGAUUACUACAUCAUGACCAUUUCACUGACAUGCAUCAUCGUUCACCUUAUUGAUUAACAUACUUGCAGUAGGCAGGAGCCAAAGUAGUUGACCUGAGCUUUUUAUCUUGUUGUUGUAUUGAAUCGCCGAUAUAGGUAUUGUCGUUCAUUGGAAACACAACAAUAAAAUACAUUCAUACAUUCAAAGCCUGAAUCCAAUAUUAAAAAUUUUAAAAUUUAAAUACUUCAAAUACGGCACAAAGCUUGUUUAAGCCCUUUCCUCGCAACCAAUUGGCCACAAAGGCACAAUCUUUUCCACGACAAUCCUCUAACACCGCGUCCCCCAUGAACGAUUUUACAUGAAAUCGAAGGUGCAGUUCAAAUUCCCCACCCCCUGGGAGACUCUGAUAAUCAAAUUCCCUCCGCCCCGGGACGGCAAAGGUGUCAAAUGCCCAGGGUAUGCCCGGGGGCAUGUUGAAGCUUCGAUUUGACCGAUACAUUAUGAGCCAGUGGAACGAAACUUCAUUUUCCUUGCAUGUCGAAAACACAAAACACGAAAAAAAUUUUUUUCAAUUGGUUGCAUUUCUUCUUCUCUUAACUGUUUCUCUAUCACAAAGAAGUUACACGAAUCUUUUCCAGCACGUUAAACUUUGCGUGACAGUAAUUUUACCGCAAACUCAAAUAUGCAAAUUUCGUAGAACGAAAUUCGAUACUCACACUGUCUUAUCGCGCCACGAGGUCCUGAUCUCUUUAAUUAUACUUCUUCAAGUGAUGCUUUCUUCUUGACGCAGUGCGAGAAAAGUACAGUUAUGUUUCCUACGCGACCUUGCAUUUCAUUUGCAGAAUUGUAGAAUUCAAUGGAAAUUACAUGAAACGCACAAAAUUUGUCUGUGACUUGAGCGCAUAAGGAGUUCGCAUAAGGAAUUCGCUUAUCUGUUAUACAAUUCAACAGAAAAUACACGAAACUCACAAAAUUUGGCAUCCUAGGGAACAAACCUACUUCUUUGUUCACUUCAAUUAGAGAUAGCAAAAUUUCCAGGGGGUGUGCGAAAAUUUUGGAAAUUCCGGAGGGGAGGUGGGUAAAUUUUGAGGGCGGAUUUUGGAAAAUCCAGAGGGAAGGGGGGUCAUACGGCAAAUCCCUCCCGUGGGGGGGCGGGGGUAUGGAUAUUUUCUGGAACUACACAUUGUCGAUCUUUGUGCAUAUUCUUUUUGUUUGACUGGUUAAAUUAAUGAAAAAAUAUGUGAGGGACAAGCAUGAGAUCUAAACUGAGGUCAGAGCAGAAGGAAACUACUUCGUGCAUCGCUUUGAGUUCGCAAGUGAAGUCAGUAGAACUGUAGAAGCUCAAUAUGCCGAAUGGAAGAAAAAAAGGUACUGUAAGGUGAGUACUUACGACUGUAUUUCAGUUUGGUCAUUUUAAUUACACAACACAACUUUUCUUGCUUUCUUUGAUUUAAGCUUUAAUGCAUGCACGAACCUUGAGCGAAUGGACAUUAUAAAUUCCAAAUCUGAGAGCUUUUCCUGUACAAAUUUAACACACUUUCAAAUCUAAUAAAUUCUCAUCAUUCUUUACCAGGUCUUCAAUUGGGGUGGACAGACCUGCUUGAAUAGGCUGCUUAUGAUAGGGUCAUCCAGUGAAAGAACUUACUCCUACAGUGGGCUGGAGAUUGAGCCACUUGAAUUAGGAAAAACAGAUAAGGAUAUAAAUCCGGACUUUUACAGUAGCUUAUAAUCCAAUAAUUGUUUUAAUAUAAUAUUCAUUCAAAAUUAUUUCCAAGUUUAAAACGUAUGUAAGUUGCUGCCUCCAUGUUCAUAAUAUAAUACAUGGGUCCUAAAUUUUGAAAUUUUCUCAAAAUUCAGGCUGUGCAAAAUUUACAGGUUUUUUCACAGGGUGUUUUCUUGUGACAGGGUAUUUCACAUAUUUUUCACAGUAUUUUCACAGGUUUUCAUCCAAUAUUGGAAAUAUCCCAUCUUAGGCCAUGAAAAACUCACUCCUGUGCAUCAGAAAUUGGGCCUCUGUGCCAAAUAAUUUAUUUGAAGAUUUACACAAUAUACUGGAACUUUCUAAAUUAUGUUAUAUAUACAGUCAACUCUUUCAUAAGGAACUUGAAUUAGUGCAUGGCAUUAAGUGGUCGUAUUAACAGAAGGUAUCCACUCGUGGUUGAAUUGUUUCACUGACAUUGAUAUAAAGAUAAAUAUCCUUCUCGUCUAAAAAUUGCAAGUUCUCCUUAAAACUAAAAUAUUCUUUGUUUUUUUUUAAGCAAUUAAUAUACAGUACACUUUUACUAGUAAAUGUGUCACUUGUUAGAAUUAAAAUCGCCUGAGUGCAAUUUUAACCAAACAAAACCUGGGAAAACUGUCAAGUAGUUUCGUGACAUUUGAGCAAUUAUAAUAUUGUAGAUUACAGAGCUGUAUUUUGUCUAAAAUUUUAUAAAAGUAUAUACAAUUUUAUAAGUGUAUGAACUAUUGUGAAUUUUGUUUUAUAAAAACGUACAAAAAAUUAAGUUUUAUGAAAUAAAAUACAAUUUUAUAAAAGUGUGAAGUUUGUAAAAAAUAUUUCAUAAAAUCAUGUAAAAAUUAACAAAAAUUUUAUAACAUUUUAUAAAACAGCCGACUAGGGUAAGAAUUUUUUCUGUGCUUUCAGGUGAUCAAUUUCUCUUUCUUCUUUAAUUAUGAGACGGUUUAAAAGAGAACACUCAAGUUUUCAAUACUGUACUUUUAUUUGCCAACAUUAUGAUUUUUAAUGCAAUAACUGAUUGAACAUUUUCCAUAGUCUGCUAUCCCAUGAAAGAUUUCAGAUCGAUGAUUGGCACACACCUGGUUCUACAGUGUAGAAGGGCCCAAUGGUACUGUGCCUGGUGACUUACUUUUGGCUUUCAGUGCACAACAAGGAAGACUUAGUUUUUGCAUAGUGUAAAAUGCUGGCCACAAUUUGAUGCCAUAUCUCUCUCUCUGCUGGAAAUUUCCCUGAGCCGAGCCAACAAUUUCCUACCACAUUGCCUUGCAGUCUAUCAUUGCAGUUUUGAUUUCCGAAACUGAUUCCAAACACAGGGCUUGAAAUAAUUUUGCGACUGGCACCAGUCAAGUUCCAGUUACACCUAUUUUGCUUGGACACACCCCUUUGCCAGACAAUUCCAAAUAAUUUAUUAUGACAUACAUGUAUCUCUAUAAAUUUAUACAAAAUUUGGUUCAUUAGAAGCCUAAAGGACCCAGACAAAGUGUCCGGUCGUCCAAGGAUUUGACCGGUCAAAGCUUACUUUUGACCGGACAUAAUGUCCAUUGACUGGCCGUUAUUUCAGGCCCUGCCAACCAGUCGACGCAGUUUACAAAGAGUAGCCAUAUCUGAUAGUGGCUAGUCAGGGGCUAGUACUGAGCAGAUUCUGUGAUUAGGCUGGUGAAUUCUGUCCCUUGUUCAUCGGGGCUGUUUUAACUUAUUAAUUAUGGGUUCUUUUGACUUAUUAAUCAUAGUAGUGGAGAUGUUUCAGGCAAACACAUCUUUACUUGCCUGAAGGGUAACCUGGAAAUUUUUUUUUUUGCAUUGAAUGCUCAAAGUUGUUGGACUCCCUAUAGUUAAUUCAGUCCUCCGAUUAUUUUGACCCGCAAAAGAAAAAGGACACAUUUAUUUGUAAUAAUUAUUAGUAUACUUCAACAAAAAUCUUGGGAAAAAGCCUUUUAAUAUUCAACAUUUGUACAUGUAAACUUCCGUAAUAUUGAUUAGUUUAAUUUUUCACCUGAUAUUAUAUUGUACCCGUCGCCGUAAUUUUUAUGCCAUCUUCGAAAAAUUGUAAUUGAGGAGGCCUAAUUAACAUAAGCUCUAUAGUUUCUUUUAGGCCUCCUCACCAUCUCUUCCUACAUUUUUUUUUCUUUUGGCAUCUUUAAGUAAUUAUUGUAAUUGUGUGGCAAAUAAAUAAAAAUAAAAUACCUAAAUACUUGCUUAAUAUUACAUGACCCUUUUACACCGCUGACCAUACUGCUUGUCUCUGAAAUCAAAAUGGCAGCCCAGAUACUGCGAUCGAAGGUUUCAGAUGUCUUGCAAGGCUUUCUUUAGUGGUAAAUCACCUUAAACAACAUUAAGAUUGGGAAAAUUUUUAAUUAAAGUUAGAAUUCAUUGUUUAUGUUACUUGAAUUUAGCAUUCUUUUACGAUCGGAAGCGAUUUGAGUUCAAUUGUGCGAAAUCGCAACAUCGCGUAACAAAAAAUGUACAAAAAAGCGUGAUGUACGUUCAAAGUUGUUGUGUUGCUUUUUUAAACCUAUUGCUCUUUUUGACGUUCACCCUAGUGUCACUUUUUAAAACUUGUUUCUAGAUUAACGGGGUUACAUUUAAAACGUCUGGGCAAUUUCAUUUACCUUUAAGCAACCCCCUUCCCUAAGGAUUUCGUAAGCGAACACCCUUGAGACCGUCGGUAUUACCAGCUUAGUAGAGGUACUACGUACGAACCUAGUUCGUGACUUGCACGGGUUUCUUGUAGCGUCGGAACAAGCGAUUGGUUCGUGUCCUGUUAUAAGAACAUUUGAGUUUUCUAGCCUGCUCGAGUUAUAACGUCUGUAUGUAAUUUUUACUUUCAGCUAAUCCUUGCAAUUGUGGUACGUGUGUUAAUGUUCCUGGUUCAUACCGAUGCAACUGUGAUCAGUGGACAACAGGUGUACAUUGUGAGGUUGAUAUUGAUGAAUGCCAAAACCAGAGCCUUUGUAACAGGCACUUAAGGCAAGGUGUCUGCCAUAACUACAAUGUGGUGACAGAUUACCCCGCGUGUGAUGAUCCUCUGCGGAGAGGUUUCUUGUGCUUUUGCAGAAAUGGGUUCCAAGGUAAGUUUUACCCGUGUUUUGUGCGGUAGAUCGGGGCGAAAAAAGUAAGACUUUCUACUCGCGCCAUGCGCGAGGAAUCGUGGGUCGCCCCAAUAGAACAUAACCAGACCCUCCUUUUCUCCACCAAGAUUAGCUCCUACCACGCAUGCGACCAAAAUGUCGUUUUAGAAAAAGCGCUUGUCAGUGGUAUGGAUUAAGAUCCCCUUUUUUUCUGUUUGGUGGAGAAACGUAGCACUUUCGAUCCCUAAAUUGAAACUCACUCACUUUUACGUGCAUCAGCUAUUUUGAAUGCUUCAGUGUAACAGUAUCGGCAAUCUACUCUUUUAAUUCUAGACUAAGGCUAUGUUUUGUGCGAGAUUGGGUAUAGCUGCACAUUAAUGAAAAUGAGAGCCGCUGCGCAAAGCUAGUUCGAUCCUCAUAACAUAGAUUCACUUUUUUGUCUUUCCCUCAGACAUCUAUUGUAAAAUAAACAAAUUUUUAAAGUACUAUGAAUAUCAAAUCACAAAACGUUGCUUUAAUGGAGGGAAGACUCGAAGGUUUCAAAGCUUCUUGAUGGUUUCUUAAAACAAGACGCUACGGAGCGUACACUUCGGCGUCGUGGUUGUGGAACUAAUUAAUUGUGGAGGAAUAGUAAGAAAUCAAAUAUGGUAAGAUUAAGGUGUUAAUUUGUGAAAUUAUGGGAUUUGUCAGGAUAUUCUGAAAAGAGCAACAUCCAAGAGGCCUACUUGCCAAAAACUAGCAUUUCGGGACAAAUUGUCUCCGAGAUAUUAGUCCAGUUAUGCUCUGAUGAUUCCAUAUAAAUCCUUCUAAAAAAAACAAUUCUCUAUUUUUCUUAGUCACAUUAGGCUUCAAAAACAGCAUAGCAGUCUCUUGUACUGAUUAAAGAUAUGUAAGGCAUGGGUAAGGAGUCAAUUAGGUUGAGCAUGGAAUUGGCUAAAACUCAAAGUCACGAGUUUGAAUGUUUUGAGGAUAAUUAUUCACUGACUAUCAGCACGCAGGGAUGUCGGAUUAACACAAGGAAGUUUAACACCAAAGGAACAUAGCCUUUACAGAGCUUUAAAACACUGCAUCCACCAACACAAACUUGACUUGAACUUUGAGUAAAACUAAACAGCCUCUACCAAUAAUAACAAACUCUCACUUGAACUUCAGAUAUCUUACAGCUCCCGCGAACUUGUAAACACAGAACCUGAAAAUCGACCUUCGUCACACUUGACUAAACACAGCAGUCCAGCUCGUGGGAAAAAACUUAGUUCGUCAAAAAAACUCGCUUGGAACUUGUAUACCGUUUGACGUAAGGUUCUAGAAAAUACUAAAAAGGCGAAUAGUAGUAGUUUUUCGACAUAUUUUAUUAUUUCAGGAACUGAUGCAAAUCUGCUGACUCAUGCUGAAAUGUAAACACGCCCUAAUUAAUUCACUUCGUGGAUAAUCCAAAAAUGUGGAGAACGUUCGAGAAAGUCACGCAACGCAUGAAAGCAAUUUUACUACGUAACACUCAACAAAGACAAAAUGUCUUUGUGCAGCAUUUUGUAACUUUAAAUUCAUCAUAAAACAGUUCGAAAGGAGGGCUCACUCGUGAAAUAUUUUUCAACACUCGAAGAGAAAUUUCGUGUCUCUGCGCGGCCACGAAAUAUCCUCUAUUUAUUCCUCGAGUAAUUAAAGACUAAACUCGAAGUGAUCUCAAGAUAUCACGAAGUAGUACGAUCUCAUUUCGUGAAAUAGUUGAAACAAGCCGAAAAGUCACGAACUUGCACGCCCAAUCUUGUCCCGAAACUAGUGCAUCAUUUCAUAACUAUUUUUCAUAUCCCAAGCCACGUUCGGUCGCAGUUGCGCAAUCGGCUAAUCGCUCAACUUAGAGUCUCCUCUGAUCUGACGGGUCACACAGGUGAGUCAGUUCAAACCCCGGGAAAGCCAAAAUAAUAAUUCUUUCUUCCUCAGUUAAAGAAUAAAUCAAAGAAAUCGAAGUGAUCUCGAGAUAUCUCGAACUAAUUCGGCUCUCACUUCGUCAAAUAGCCCAAUAGACGCGAAAACCUACAGACUUUGCUUGCCCAAUCUUGUCAAAAAAUGGCAACUUUGAUACAUUCCUGAGCGUCGCGAAUCCUUUACUUUGCGCUCCGCCGAAGUAGUAAUGAAUCUCGUCAAAUACCAGUUCGGGAGUAUGCCAGUUUUGGAAGAAGCGAAAACAAUGGUCUACGUCACCAACCAUAACAUGAUCACCAUGGCGAUGGUCAUUUUCAAAACAUACAAAAUGGCGGACAAGGGAGAGGAGAGGAGAGGGUAUUGACCAAAAUUCUCGUUUAUUCUUGCUUUAUCGAGCCUUUUAUUUGUCUUUUCGUUACUAUGAAUUGGGAAGUACCUUGAGGACAGGGAGUAACCAUUCUUGCGCUAUAGUUCUUCGCUUAUCACGCGCUUAGUAGGCACUGCGUACUCACUGCGUAUGUAAUCAGUACAUCGAAAAUAGGUAAGCACGCUAACAAGUUUGUGCCUAUUUAUUUCAUUAUUUUUUUAUAUCAUAAGGAAAAAAGAACGCUUUGGAAACAACUAAGAAGUGAGUUGUUCUAUAAUUCAUUUCCUUAUGUUUGCUUCCACAGUAAGUGUUAAUGUAAUUUUUCCCGUUGCUUCUGUUUCUCUCCCGCGAGUGAGCGACUGGCCGGAGAAGACGGCUAUAAUUCAGGUUGUUUUGGUGCGAGCGAGUCAUUUGUGAGUAAAAUAUCUGUUUUUUCGAAUAUGAUGUUCUGUUGGUUUAUGUCUUGAAGCGGUUCCGUCGAGGUAUACAACAGGUUUACAAGGGAUUUCGAGUGCUUCGUUUUCGAAACUACCAUAUCAUCCCUGAUCAUUUUGUUCUUGUCCCGCUUCCAAAAAAACCUAUUGCUUUCAAUUAUUCCACUUUCUGAAGUUCACUGAUUAUUGGGUCAAGCUUAACCAAUGGAAGAGGCUCUUUAGAAUUUAAUAAACAUAUUGGAAAACUAAGAAUUAUGCUUGUUACAUGUUUUUGGAUCUAUUGAUUAAAAUGGGACACUAUAGUCUUGUAGUCCACCGGAUUUGACCAGAGGUCAGAGAUCAACAAGGUUAUGGUUUGUUAUAAAAUAUCCUCUUGUAUGGGAUUUGAUGUUACAUCCGAAUAAUACUAAAUUAUUGUUUUUAACUCUGGGGUUGCCUUUAAACCAAAGGCAUUGUAACUUUGAGAAGCACUUUUCUCCAAGUCUUCUCUGUGGGGACCCUCAAACAAUUCUAUUAGACAAGUUUUGGCCCCAAAUAAUAAUGAUUACUUCACUUGGCAAGGACACAACAUUAGUUUUCCAAAGUUCUUUUUCAUAGCCGGUUCUUCAUGUUUCUAUUGAACAGCACUUUCAAGAAAACAAAGCUCACACAUCAGAGUAAAUUAAAGAUACAAUAAAAGUUAUUUAUUGUUACAUUUUGUUUUUUGUAAAUAAACAUUUGAUUUUAGGUCCUGACAGUUAAUUCUUGCUGUAUUACUGUUUUUGAUUCUGACCUGCAUGACUCGCUGCCAUGGCUCUCUGGCUCGCAUAUUAUACACACUCUUUUAUCUCAAAAUCUUGUUUUUUAACACCUUCGUGGACAUGAAAACCAAAAACCAAAACUUAUUUGAUAUAAUAAAGACAGUAGAGGCUGCCAUCGAUUUUCAAUAGUUAUCUUGUGAGAUGUCUCUCAUGUAUUAUUUAUUAGGGAGGAUGAUUUGUUGAAGACGAUGCAUUAACAUAGAUGCUUUUUCAUCAAGAGGAUCUCAAUAAUUUAGGAUUUAUUCAAAUACACACAUAUUCGAUAUUAUGAAAUCAAAUGUGGGCUUAUUGCUCAUGCACAAGGAUUGAUGGGGGAGAGUGUGGCAUUUUUCAUGUUUCAGAUUGACCUUUUGCACAGCACAGGGACUGAACAUACUAUGUAUUUGGCAUCUGUAAAGUAUAAACAAUAUUUCACGUGAGGGAUUGAACAUUAUGUAGAGAAAAUCUUCACAAGCCUCCACUUCCAUGACUCCUUUCUCAUCUAUCUCCUUUAAAGCCCCUUGAAUAAAGGCCACAGUGUCUUCUAUGGUUGAAUGGUCAUUGAGUGUGAGCUUCCACUCACAAGGUAUAUAAGCCCCCCGUCCAACCUGUUUCCCUCUUCCCCAUUUUUGAAAGGGUCAAAGGAGGGGCUUUUGUGGUGGGUAGGCCUGUGACCACGCUACAAAGAAACAAAAAAAACAUGAUUAAUUUUAUUGAGGUAGGGUUCAAUUUGGACAUUAAAUUUUUCAUUACAGUGACCUACAGUGGAACAUAACGCGAACCUAAAGCAAUAUUUUGCCCUCAGAGCACAAAUAUGUCGUUCUGAAGAUAUUUAGCAGUUUUGUCUUCCCGGUUGCUUUUCCCAGCUUUUUGGCACAAACGCGACAACAUGUUUGUAAUAUCUCCAGAUGUUUGUGUACAUUUUGGACUGACAUCCUGAUCAAAAUAAAAGAAAUCAAUAUAAGAACCUACUCACACCCAUUUAAAACUCAUUCCACACACAUGAUCUGGAUCAAUAAAGUGAUUUCUAAAUGAAAGUCGCAUACAUUGCCGGUGAACACAACGAAAAACAGACCUGAUCGAUUAUAACUAAAACUACAUAGACAGACUAAGGCAUAACCAUCAAUAUCAGUAACCCUUCCUGUCCGUUGGCAAUUUUAAAUGUGUGGUUGCCAUUUUUACUAGGUUGUUGCCAUCGAUGAAACUUUGCCUGAACACACUUUACAUGUUGUAGUUUUGAGGAAAAUUAGUCUUGAUUUCGUAAAAAUUCGGCAAGAUACUGAAAACUAAACAUAAAGUCAUGUACUUACAUUCGAUACCCGUCAAAAUGGCGGCGGCGGCGGCGAAGGCCAUUUGAAAACUGUCGCUUUUAACUACCGAAAUGUGGCAGGAAACUUCCCUUGACUUUAAAAAAGCAAGGAGAAGGCUUCUUCAUCGGUACUGCUAGCUCGGAAGUCCCAGAUAUUGAACGAGGAGACCUGGAACAGGCUUUGAAAAAAGCUCUCUUGUUUCUUGCGAUUAUUUUUUCCUAUUUUUGCGUGUUUUUAGCAGAACAAUGGAAUCAUGACGUCAUCGCUUCUUCCAAAACUGGCAUACUCCCGAACUGAAUACCGCAUAGCUAAGAAAUGUCACGAUUUUUAUCAUUGUUGUAGGUGGUUGCAUCAUCAUUAUUCACGAGGUUGUCACGUUGGAUUCUAAUUUAAUGAAACAGUCUUUAACUCUGACGACUUAAUUCUAAAAGUGUUAUAAGUUAUUGCUUCUUAAAAGAUAAGAGCCUUUACUUAGGCACUAGUUACAAAACUAAAGAUAUCUUCAUACGUUCAAGUUACUAUCAUUACUGUGGAAAGCCAGAAUGAGAUGUUGAAUCACACAGUUUGCACGUGAAAGUGUUGGACUUUGCCCCUUUCGUGGUUCGUACGUGAGGGAAGUCGAGUUAUCACACAGUAAUCGAGUACACAGAAUUAUCAAAAUAACUCAUACACACAAUUUGCACGUGAAGAUGUUGGACUUUGGCCCUUUUACAUUUUUUAAAUUUUUUCCAACGAUUUUCAGAAAUCACCUAGGCUUCAUUACAACAUCUGCAAUUAAAUUAUGCUUCAUGCAACGUGAUGGUUGAUAGCCCAACAUUUAUUAACUUCCAAGAAAAUUAUCAAACUGCCGAAGUAUAUUUCUACUCAUAUCGUAUUACUCCACUAAAUAAAACAGUAUCUAAUUAUUUGGGCGUGGCCCAAAUAGAGUAAUCGAAACGGCUUGUUUUGACGCAAAAGUGCAAUAGGCACGCAAUACGUUCUGACGUAAACAAGGCAAGUAAACAAGCGAAGCGAGAUGCGAACGUCUUGUACAAGGUAAGAGGCGUGUGGGAAAGAAAGCUCUGUUAGCACGGCACCUUAUCGCACUUUUACGAUCUCAAAAGUUAAUCUGAAUCUUCAGUAAUUUUACCUCAUAGAAAUUUGGAAGUCUGAAGUUCAGGGAUGAAAUCUAUCAAAAAUAUUUGGAAUAUUAAGGUCGGGUUUUGCUCAAAAUAACACCUUGAGCGAUUUUGUUCUGAGAUGUCGAGAGCGUAAGGAGAUGUUGUGCAAAAAGUUUGUGACUUCAGCCUAGUAAGAUUAAAAAAAGAGAACAAAUACAUUUACGAAUUAGUGAAUAAAGCGGAGAUAAGAUUUAUGAUUUAAACAAUGUUUGUUGUCACGUUGACGGUUUUGUUAGGUAAACCAUUGCAGUAUGUACUCUGUUGGUGCAGGUCACUGGGCUUUUCAAAAACACGCGAACUCUGACUCUCAAAAGCCGCCUUCAUAAUUACGUUUUUCGCUGCCGUUAAUCAUCGUUACGAUCCCAAGCAACGAACCUUGAAACACAGAAACUCACAAAACGGAUCGAAAUCCACCAGUCACAAAUCACAAACCAUGACCUUUUGAACCCGUUGAAGUAAACUUCUGUUCCUAAAGGCCGGUUUUCACUAGCGACGGAGUCGGAGUCGUAAGCGGAGUCGUAAGAGCGCUUAUGACCUGGUGAAAAUAAAAAAUCGGAGUUGUAAGCGGAGUCAUAAGCGCGACGGAAUCGGAGUCAGAAGAAUCAGAACAAUUCCAUUUUCUUCCGACUCCGCUUACGACUCCGUCGCUUACGUUCCGCUUAUGAUCUAGUGAAAACUAGAUUGUCGGAGUCGGAAGCAGAAGCGGAAGGAUAAGCCAAUCAAAAUGCACGUUCCCACGCUUUGUGAUUGGUUUGGUUCUUCUGCUUCUGCUUCCGACUUCGACAAUCUGUUUUUCACUAGAUCAUAAGCGGAACGUAAGCGACGGAGUCGUAAGCGGAAUCGGAACGCUGUUUUCACCAGAUUAUAAGCUCGACGCUUCUGAUUACGACUCCGACUCCGACUCCGUCGCUAGUGAAAACAAGCCUUAAGAGGUCCGCUAAGAUGAUUGGCGUCUGACAAUUUUUUUUGACGAGGGGAUCGAAAUGCACCAAUCAAAGAAAGACAAUUUUAAUUGCGUGUUUCCUAAGUGGUCAUUUGAAUAUAAUCCAGUGAGGGAAGAUUUGAAUUUCGUUUGACCCGAAAUGUUUCAAAGCGGCAGGAAGAAGCAGUUUGGAGAAAAUUUGGUGACUCUGUUACGAGGAGCGUUGUCAAUAUAAUGUUGAAGUAUGUUUUCAUGCCUUAAACUUACAAAUGCACAUACUUUUCGCGGUAGGCUCAAACUAAAAAAUGACUCUGAGCGAUUUCGGAAUGGGCUGGUCCACGAACUCAAAGAAAAACAAACGAAAUUGUCAAGACAUUCAAUGACGUCAAAUACUGCAUAGACGUAAUGACAAAUCGGAAUAUCAGGAGUGUACGUCUAAAAUGGAUAAGACUUUGAAGAGAGGAAUGUGUAUCACGUUUGAGAGUCGAAAGAUUUGUAUAGCUGGUAAUCAGUGUGACAUUAGUGAUUUGAAUAUUCACAACGCGGAAGACAAGAAGUUGCCUGUGUUCAUAUAAAUGUGUUCCGAUGAAGGACGAGACGAUUGUCAACAAUUGAAACCGAAAAGGAGUCACGUUUCUUUUGUAACUACUGUGGUAGCUGUAGCAAUUCUUCUUAUGCUUUCAAUUUUGUUUAGCAGAGUGACUGUUAAAAGCAAUUUUACUGUCACGCCAGUAAAAUGUAGUUAAUGGAACGUGAUGCUGGUUAUCAGUAACCCUUUAAUGGCGGUUCUAUUUCAAUAAAGCAGUUGUGUAGUCAAGUUGCCAAGGUCAGCAAGCUCUAGCGUAGAACUUUACGGCCUUGUUGUCUUUAGCAGGCUAGUACGAUUCAAAGCAUUGGCCAAUUUUUUCAAAGCACUAUUCAUGGCUAAGAGUUCGCACUUGCAACGCUGAGCUGUCUUGUAGUGCAGCCUUUCCUACUGGCUAUGCCAGCAGACGUUCGUCUAGCUAUAGAACAACUGUCCAGAGUUUACUUGAGUUCUGUUGUUGAGCAAGGUUAGCGUUCAGCAUAUAAUUCUUGUAAAAUUUUUAAAAUGGCUCGCCCCCGUCGUACUAUUACGCGCUCGAACCGUGCAUCCAGCCGAGGCGAGCAGGAUCUCUCAGUGUUAUCCAGCGAAGUGCUCAAACUCCGUCUUCAAGCCCUGAACCUCCCUAUUACGGGAUCCAAAGGGCAGCUGCUAAAUCGCCUGAAGCGGGCCUUGCCGGGAAAAGUGGCCACGUCGACCACAGCGCAACCAAAGCGAGUUUCCAAGGCUAAAGCUAAAAGGGGCGCCCUGCAACGAGAACAACCACGGUGACCGGGCGCUCGUCGGAAAACCUUCCAGCGAACCUCGACAACGUUAAUAACGAAGACAACGCCCUGUCAGACCGUGCUUCGUUGUCCUCUAUCGAUGAAAUGAUCAAGUCGGAUCCUGAGCCGGACGAGUCCAGUUUCCAAGAGAACACUGGCUUCAGCCAAUCUCAGUGUGCAACCAUCGAAGCCAUCGUGACCGAUUCAGUCCGCUCCGCAAUAACAACGCUUCAAACUUCUCCAGCUGCUCAUCUUCCGCAUUGGCUAUACAGGGCGGCGUUCAGGCCGGGUCUGCCCGAACCUCAUUUCGGCAGCACAGCACUCUGACGUAGUUUCUUUGAAUUUGCAAAAGGAAGUAGCCCUGGGAAGGGUAGCAGGUCCCUACCCCUCCCCACCCUUACCUAAGUUUCAAUGUCAUCCGGUAGGCGUUGUCCCCAAAAAACACUCACCAGAAUGGCGCACUAUUCACCACCUCUCCUUCCCCCAGGGUACUAGCAUUAACGACCACAUCCCUAAAUACCCCUAUUCUCGAAGUUAUGUACGGGUAGACGAUGUCAUCUGUAUCCUCCAGUCCCUGGGAAAGGGAGCUUUCUUGGCCAUGACUGAUCUCAAAUCAGCCUUUCGUCUUAUACCUAUUCAUCCUGACGAUUGGAACUUACUGGGCAUUUAUUGGCAAUCCCAAUACUACGUAGACAUAUAGCUACCCUUCGGGCUCCGUUCGGUCCCGUUCCUCUUUGAUUAGCUGUCUGACGGCCUCGAGUGGGUCCUUAAAAAUAACUACGGCAUCCAGCCUGUUAUUCACAUCCUGGACGAUUUCUUAUUGCUGAACGAAACAAAUUAGACUGGUUAACCAGCUUUAGUAUUCUGUUACGGGUAUUCAUGUCACUCUAGGCCCCGGUAGUCGCUUCUAAGACGAUAGGUCCCUCCUGGGAGAUUGAGUUCAUGGGUAUUAUCUUAGACAGCGUCCGCAUGGAGGCCCGCUUGCCCCAGGACAAACUGAUCAGAAUCAAUCAGGUGCUCAACUCUUUCAAAAAUCGUUGGUCAGCGCGCCUGGUCGAGUUACAAUCACUGAUCGGGACUCUCCAGUUUGCAUGUAAAGUAGUGGUGCCGGGUAGAAACGUUCUACAGCGAGCGAUUAAUUUGACCAGUGGGGCCCCUAGUCGUUUUCACCACAUAAGGCUUAAUAAGGAAUUCUUUAAGGACCUAGCCCUGUGGAAACUUUUUCUGUCCAAAUGGAAUGGGCGCUCCUUUUUUCUCAAGUCUACUCCUACCCCUGCUCAAAAUCUCGAGCUAUACACCGACGCUGCGGGCUCUAUAGGCUUUGGGGGAUACUUCCACGGAAAGUGGUUUCAGGGCCGUUGGCCUCGGCACAUGCAGUUGAACCAACAACAGGGUAUUAGCUUUGAAUGGUAAGAGCUCUUUCCCAUCGUUGUUGCCUGCGCCAUAUAGCACCGCCUUCUCGCCGGAAAACGCCUUCAAUUCUGGUGCGACAAUUUAUCUGUGGUAUCUAUUAUAAAUUCAGGGCAUUCUAAGAACCCCCGCAUUAUGGAUUUGGUUAGACGUGUCGUGCUUCUUUGGAUGAAGCACAACUUCGUAGUGCGAACUAGUCACGUUCCUGGGGUUUCAAACGAAAUUGCUGACGCACUCUCCCGAUUUCAGAUGCAGCGCUUCCGGGCCCUUGCCACCGACGCCGACCAGAAUCCUUGUACCAUCCCGCCUUCGCUCAUGACCCUCUGAGAGAGGAAGUCCUGCGGUACGCUACCUGAACAGGAGGGCAUUUUGCAUGUGCGCACGUGCGUGCAUCCGCUGAACGAAGAUAGCUUGGGCGCAUCAAAUCUGAUGGCGGGAAAUCGAAAACUCGCGUAAAGGUACGGUCCUUUUAAAAGCCAUUUCGUUGGUGCUUUGAAUACCGUACUUUCCUACAAAAAAUUUUUUCACUUGUAGAUUUUUCAGCAAUAGGUUUUCUUGGCCCUUUAAAGACUUUCAAGACUCAACGCCAAAAAGUCAUGUUCCUGCAUAAGUCUGAUUUUCACUGGCAAAGCAAUGCAUUUCCAAACUCGUGGUUUUACUUAUCAAGGAGGAAAUGCAUCAUAGCAAUGCUCAGCUGCUUUAAUACUAAAAGCGAAAAAAAUUUAACACGCGCGGUUUAUUUAUUAGCGCGAUGUCUAUAUAUGCCACAAAAACAUGAAAUCCAUGGGUUUUUUUUACAGUUUUUCGAAAGCUUAUGCGGAAAAUUUUAUAAAAACAUUUUUCAGGAAAUGAAGAAUGGAUUGAGUUUGAAACAGCAACAAUUACAAGUGAUUAUGUACUACAUAAUCAUUUGAGCAUUUCAUAAGCUCAGUUGCAGACAAAACGAAUGCACAUACCCGUAAAAAACGAACAAUACUCUUAUUUUUCUUUAACUCUAAAAGAAACAGAUUUUUCCCAAGCUAGUUUUUUGAAGUGACUCUUGAGUAACAGCUCCUGUGUUCCACAAUCGAUUUCUUGUUAUUAAUUCAUAUUUGAUGACAGUAGUGAUCCAUUCAAAACAGAGAAUGGCCAUCACUUCAUAAAUCUAACCGACGAUGUUGUUCUCCCUCAAAGCCUGUUUAAACAUGAGACAGGAAUUUUUCUAAAAGGGGUUCAUAUAAUGCUGUUUCCUCAAAAAAUAAAUACUACUGCUAGAGGUCUCAAAUGAGCUGGGAUGUGACAACAAACAUGACACAAAUUGAUGUAUGAAUUUGAGUGUUAUUAAGGUUUCUGUUGGGAGCUUUUUACUGUAUCCAGAUGAACCCUUUAUGAAAGUUGUACAUCAUGGAAGAAUUAUCAAGCAGAAACUGAGAAUGUGGUUCAAUACAGAGGAGAACCUGGUCUCAUUCAACAUCAUUUGUGAAUGAAAUGUCUCACAAAUUAGCAUAUCAAAAAAUGUAGUAUCCACAAAAUGGUAUCAUUUAGGAAUAAAUGCAAUUUUUUUGCAACAUAAGCCAGGCUUUAUUUAAAAGGUGUAUUAAUAACGUUUCAUUUCGUUCUAUUUUGGGGUUGGGGAGUUUGGCUGGAUUUUCUUUAAAACGCCAAAAUGUUAUAUUUAUUUGCAUAAUGAAAUGUAAACAAACAGUGUACUAUCAAAAUAAGGUGGAAAAAAAAAUCAGAAUUCAAACCGAUUGCUGUAAUUUUUUUUCCUUCCUAUAACUAAAUGAUAGAAUAUUCUUAUUUUCAAAACACAAUCUUACUGGAAUCAUUAUAUUGACUUAAAUUUAUAGUUGAAGUGCGUGUAUUUUAUUUUUCAACGAAGACGUACCGGUGAAGAAAGCUAAAAUUACUGCAGAAGGCGAUUUUUCACAGCCUUCAUCAAAGCGCCAUUCAUUCGCAGCAGUAUUCGUAGUUUCAUUAAUCAUUAACUUAAUUUGGGAAGAAAGGCAAUAUUUCGCGAUAAACAAGCCAGCGAAAGGGUGAAAAAAAUUUUCACGGCAGAAUGGACACUUAACCACUGUAUUCCUGAAACGGUUAAGUUCGAUUUUAGAGUUAUACUAUUGAGAAGAAUUAAGCAUCUAUAGGAUAAUUGUUUAACGAAAAAUUAUCCCACUGACCUUUUCCUCCUCCUGAAAAAAUGUGCACGAAAUGUGAAAUGUGAAAUGUGAUUUUACGAAAGGAAAGACUGUCCUCUCAAGAGCGACAGCGAGGCUACAAUAAACUCACUUUGAUAGUAGAAAUACCACGAUACCUGAAAGAACACGUUUGUGGAACGUAGCACCCAAUACACGUCAUUCAGCUCCAGCAAACAGCCUGCAAAUGGUAGUACUGAACGUAAACAAUUCACAGAAAAUGCCUCUGUGGCACUUCAACUGCCCAUAUUGACGUAAACGCAUACAAAAUGCCCUCCUGUUCGCUACCUGGGGUCUGGCCUACAGCUCUGGGGAAAAACGGUUUUUACAAUUUUGCCUAAUGAAUCGUAUCUUAAGCUCAGAAGGAGAUGUGUUACCUGCCUCUAAAGGGACACUGAUGUACUUCGCUUCUUGCCUAGCUAGGACAGUACGGCACAGUACUAUUAAACUCUAUUUAGCCGCCGUUCGCAAUCUUCACGUGACAGCAGGGUACCCUGAUCCUCUUAAAGGCAAGCUCCUUCUCCGCAAGGUUUUGCGCGGCAUUCUUCGCUAUCAGGGCAACCAGCGCACCCGUCGCCUACCUGUAAGCCCUGAGGUUCUUGCAAUUUGUCCCGUCUUACAGUCAUGGCUUAGUCCCCGGGUUUUUUCUAUGAUCUGGGCCGCGUUUAACUUGGCCUUUUUCGCUUUCUUGCGCUGUAGCGAAUUUACCUAUAGCGGAGUGCGCAAAUUUCGCCAACGAUUCGAUCUUUCUACCGAUUGCAUAUCUUUUCACCCCAGCCUGGCACGUUCGCAGCGCAUAACAGUAUAUCUAAAAUCGUCUAAGACAGACAUUGCAAGGUGAGGUCAGUCACUCACUAAAGCUCGCACCUUGUCGCCCCUUUGCGCCGUUGCAGCUAUGCAAGAGUAUUUUCUCUCAGCUAGGCCGCAGCAUGGACUUUGUUUUAUUUCAAAUCAUGUCGUUACCUCACCCGGGCAUCGUAUCCGACCUCCUUAGGGAUAGUGUAGGGUCGCUGGCCUCCCUUAUCAAUGCCUAAAAGGGCAUAGCUUUCGCAUCGCUGCGGCCUCUGUUGCAGCCGCCGCCUGCUUGCCAGAUUGGCUUAUAAAAGUUCUUGGUCGCUGGUCCUCUGACUGUUACCAGCUGUAUAUCAGAACUCCUCAAUCUACAUUAGAGUCUGUAGCUCCCAGGAUGGCUAUUGUUCCUGGACGCUUCCAGCCAAUGUAGCUUCCGUUUUUUCUACUUGUCUAUUCGUUCUCUUGUUUGGGCUUGGGGGGAUGCAUGCAUCAGUUGCUGUUAAGUCUGUGCAGCGACUUCCCCCAAGCUUGUUGGCCGCGUUGUCGUUUAAUAUCGCCUGCAAACCGAUACUUUUGUCCGAUCCAGCAGGUGCUGUAUUGCAUUCAGCUCGUAAUGCUGGGGAGAUAAGUGUGGUUCUUUGGUCACGCCAUCGCCGGAAGUCGUAGAGGCUAACCUAGCACCAGGCAGUGCUCCCCGAUUAACGCCAACUUGUCGUUAUUUGUUUUAUAAUUUAGUUACUUCGCGUUUAACAUGCAUCGUAAAGGAACAGAGACAUUAAAAGCAAUUUUACUGUCAAGCCAGUAAAAUGUAGUUAAUGGAACGUGACGCUAGUUAGCCUGCGAAAACUUCCGUUUCUCCUAGCUCUUCGCCGCUGGGACGUUUCGCGCGGAGGAACGUCUGUGACUCAGCGACAGAAAUUCCAUACUGAUGACGCAAAUGAAUGUUUACGUAUUAAUGAAUCCGGUAGUCAUGGGGUUCCAAAUAUAAAUUUGUCCAGUUUUACGUGUCUUCUGGUCGAAUUUGGUAAAGUGUUGUGUUCAUCUGCCAACGAGCUCCAGCAAAACUUCAAUACUUCUUCUAAAGAAGACUUUAUUUCACAGAGAUUCUUCGCGUUUUUAUUUGAUCUUUGUGGUCUUUUGUCUGUCGUUCGUAAACAAUACCUAAAACAAUGUAACUAAUUUCUCUCGCUGAGUCGCAGACGUUCCUCCGCGCGAAACGUCCCCAGCGACGAAGAGUGAGGAGAAACGGAUGUUUUCGCAGGCUAGACGCCGGUUAUCAGUAACCCUUUUAUGGCGGUUCUUUCUCAAUAAAGCAGUUGUGUAGUCAAGUUGCCAAGGUCAGCAAGCUCAAAGAUACAUUGUAUUCUAGCGUAGAACUUUACGGCCUUGUUGUCUUUAGCAGGCUUGUACGAUCCAUAACAUUGGCCAAUUUUUUGAAAGCACUAUUCAUGGCUAAGAGUUCGCAUUGCAACGCUGAGCUGUCUUGUAGUACAGCCUUUCCUACUGGCUAUACCAGCAGACGUUCGUCUAGCUCUAAAAGCCUAGAACAACUUUUCAGAGUUGACUUAGUUCUGUUGUUCAGCAACGUUAGCGAGAAGCAUAUUAUUCUUGUAACAUUUUUUUGUCCCUCCCUUUGGAGAAGGGGUUUGGACUUUGUUUUGUGCUAUGCUAUUAAAUAAACUAGGGACACUCCUUGGCGGUGCGGUGAAGUCUGCGCAGCGACUUCCCCCAAGCUUGCUGGCUGCGUUGCCGUUUCACGUCGCCUGCAAACGGAUACUCCCCCAUUAACGCCAACUUGUCGUUAUUUGUUUUAUAAUUUAGUUACUUCGCUUUUAACAUGCAUUCGAAAGGAACAGAGACAUUAAUGUACUUGUUUUUGUUUUGCGCGUUGUUUGUUUUGUAACGCGGUACAUGUACGAUGCUCGGCGUCGGGAUUUUGUAUUAUCAGCAAGCUUUGUUUCAGAAUUAAGAGUGUUUUGAUGGCAGUGAGGUGACAGGAAAAGGUAAUGACUCAAUUGUACAGAAGCAAUAUUGUGUUGUAGAGGAAAUAAUAGAAGUUGAAUUGAGAUCUUAUAUAUGAAAGAACUUACAAUUCUGUUGGUUUGAAUAGGGUUAGUCGUUUCUCCCGAAGCGGCCGUGCAAAUAGCAGACUACCGAUGAAGAAAAUAAAAUCUUUCUCACAGAAAACACGGAAAGUGAGAGUUUUUGUAUGGAAGGGUAUUCAUUGUCGUGUAAAAUUCAUUGUUACGUUAAAAAUACAAAUGGUUUAGACUUUAACAGGUAUAGAAGUAACCGUAACAGUGUCCGGAGGUUUUUACUUAAAGGGCAACUCCCAAAUUAGUUCUUAAACGAGGAAAGGUGUAUCUGUCGUCUAUGAGAUAUCCAAAUAGGGUUUUAGGUAAGUAUUUGCUCCUCUGUACAUGCAAUUAUCGUUUUAUAGUGCUUACAAGAGUUUGAAUCACCGGAUUAAUUUUGGCCAAUUUAAGCAUUGUACUGAUAUCGAGAAGAAUCCAGGACCUUCAGUUUAUGUAGAUGCUACAAAAACAAUUAAUGCUCCAUGUCAAAGAAACGUUGCAGUAUUUGGGGAAAAUGCUGGACAACAAUGUGUUGCAAUGAGUCUGCGCGCUUUAGUUUACAGUAAAAUCACAGGCGGCCCAAGCUGAAUAUGAGAGUACGUGCAGUUGCGUAAUUUUCAAAAUGGCCGUCAUUAUAAAGGAUUUGUUAGUCCGCCUGUCCUGUCCGGGCUGUAAGCACUGGUGUCCUACGUUGUAAUUUGGCUGAAAGCGCGUCUGUGUUGAAGAUAUGCAUUUCAAAACAUUGUCAUGAAAUGACAGGAUUUUUGUUGCGGGUUGGAACAUACUGUAUAAGCUGUGCGGUUCAGCAAAGAAGUAGAGUAAACGAUUUAUUUUCUCUAGUGGGAUAUGAUGACAGUUGUUUAGCUACAAUAAGGCAUGUUAAAAUUAACAUGCGCGUAAUACAACUACGCCCAAAUAUAGGCUCCCACAGCGUCUUGUUAUUGUGUCAACGAACUUCUUCCAAUUUUAUUCCGUAACGCUACUGUUUCUACUAAAGUUACGCAUCUUUACUAAAUAAAAUAAGUUUCAGUAACUAUAAUGACUCUUAAGCAGCAAGCUUCUUUGACGUUGUUCACCCAAUUCAUGUUUUUUUUCCUGAUACGAAAAAGGUUUGUUGAACUUUGUAACCGAGAGAAAGAGCUUGUUUACUGGAUUAACAAUACUCGCCUUGCCUUUCAAACUUCUAAAACCACAAUUUAUAGGCCGCAUACUCCAGAGUUAAAGUUUAUAUCUAAAUUUCAAUUAUUGUUUCACUGGAGGAACUUUGAAAUAUAUAUGAUCUUUUACACUCUACCUUGAAGCAGGUGAAACAGAACUCAUACAUUAUGAAAUAGGUGCGUUGUACCGUUCUGGUUAGCCCAAUUAGGUCAGAAAUGUCUUGAAGUAGCACCCACACUAAAAUAUGGACCCUUAAACAGCUCCAUCACUGUACGCAACGUUUCAAUCAUCAAGAUGUUUCAAUAUUAUGCUUCUAAACACCUUUAGCCGUAUAAAAGACGAAAAAAUUGGGAAGAAUCAACACUUGGUAAUCUCAAACUGCCUUUGUUUGACCUUAAGCCGAGUGAAUGUAAUGUUAAAUGCCAAAAUCGCAUGGGUUCCUGCGCGUCAACUCAUAGUACCUUCAACCUUAUUGGCUCCUGCAACAGAAAUCCGAACACACAAAGAUACAUAGGCUCAAACCACUGACAUAUGAGCUAUUUUUUCAAAAUAGCUCAAUAAAGCAUUCUUGGCUUGAGACUGGCUGAAAUUCUGUCUUGAUGGACGUAAUUCUUUCCGCCGUUCAUUUUUGUGUUUUCUUUAUUUAAAGGGGCAUUGUAACAGGAGUUCUAUCAACCUAUUUUUUUAGACUGUGUUAAAAUAUGAAUUUAUCCUUGCCGAUAGAAGAAAUUGCCUUUGAGUCAACAAGAGAAAGACAUUCAUUUAUUAUUUAAGGUUGUAACGAAAAAAAUUAAUACUCUAAUUUUUAGUAUGUGACUUCGAGAGAAUAUAGAGAGCGUGUACUUUAGGGGAAAUGUCCUGCUUUAUGUCAGUAAUCGUUUUCGUCUAUUACAGGUCAUAACUGCGAAAUAAAUACCGAUGACUGCGCAAGUUCACCUUGUAAAAAUGGCUCGACUUGCACCGAUGGGAUUUUUAACUACACUUGUAAAUGUGCAUCUGGUUGGACGGGAAGAAACUGCGACACUGACAUAAAUGAGUGUGAGCUGCAUGUCUGUAAAAAUAACGCAACUUGUUUAAACUUAAACGGAACAUACAGCUGCAACUGUGUGCCUGGUUUUACAGACUUUAAUUGUUCCACAGUGAGUAUAAACGACUGCAAAAGUGACUCCUGUGUUGCAAAUGCCACGUGCAUCGAUGGUGUUAAUAACUUUACAUGCCAGUGUCCAGCCGGGUUCCGUGGAGAGUUCUGUCAUUUGGAAGUUAAAAAGUGCGAUUCAGAUCCUUGUAAGAACAAUGGGACAUGUGUUGAAGGGAUUGAUGGCUAUAACUGCUCCUGUGUACCAGGAUUUAACGGCACACAUUGUGAGCAUAAUAUAGACGACUGUCUGUCACAUAACUGUAACAAUGGAACAUGCAUCGAUGGUAUUGACUCAUUUACGUGCAGCUGUACUUCAGGUUUCACUGGGAAAUUUUGUGACUCUGACAUCGACGAAUGUGUUGGUGAGAUAAUAGGGACUUUAAGAUCCUAGGACGCGACGGCAGCGAAAACUUCGCUUAAAAUGUGGACUUGCGUUCUUUCAGUCUUCUUAUUCCUAUCCACAUACUUUGUUAAAUGUAGGUGAACCACCCCAGGAGUCGAAGUCGUAAGAACCACGUCCAAGUUCAGAAAGAGAAAUAAAAUUUCGUCGUCGCUUAUUUACGUCCUCUAUAAAACGCUAAAUCAGGCAUUUUCACGCCGUAGUCGUGCACAAACGGCAACAAAAUGUGCAAAAAAAGCGUGAUGCACCUGCAAAGUUGUUUUGCUUUUUUAAACCUAUUGCUCUUUUUGACGUUCUCGUUGCCGUCGCGUCGUGGGAUCUGAAAGUCCCUAGUGUCACUUUUUAAAAGUUGUUUCUAGAUUAACGGGGUUACAUUUGAAACGUCUAGGCGAUUUCUUUUACAUUUAAGCAACCUCCUUCCGUAGGGAUUUCGAAAGCGAAAACCCUUGAGACUGUCGGUAUUAUCAGCUUAGUAGAGGUACUACGUACGAACCUAGUUCGUGACUUGCACUGCUUUCCUGUAGCGUCGGAACAAGCGAUUGGCUCGUGUCCUGUUAUAAGAACAUUUGAGUUUUCCAGCCUGCUUGAGUUAUAAUGUUUGUAUGUAAUUUUUACUUUCAGCUAAUCCUUGCAAUUGUGGUACGUGUAUUAAUGUUCCUGGUUCAUACCGAUGCAACUGUGAUCAGUGGACAACAGGUGUACAUUGUGAGGUUGAUAUUGAUGAAUGCCAAAACCAGAGCCUUUGUAGCAGGCACUUAAGGCAAGGUGUCUGCCAUAACUACAAUGUGGUGACAGAUUACCCCGUGUGUGAUGAUCCUCUGCGGAGAGGAUUCGAGUGCUUUUGUAGAAAUGGUUUCCUAGGUAAUUUUUACCCAUGUUUUGUGCGGUGGAUCGGGGCGAAAAAAGUAAGACUUUAUACUCGCGCCAUGCGCGAGGAAUCGUGGGUCGCUCCGAGAGAACGUAACCAGACCCUCCUUUUCUCCGCCACGAUUAGCUCCUACCACGCAUGCGACCAAAAUGUCGUUUUAGAAAAAGCGCUUGUCAGUGGCAUGGAUUAAGACACCCUUUUUUUCUGUUUGGUGGAGAAACGUAGCACUUUCGAUCCCUAAACUGAAACUCACUCACAAGUUUGCCUAAUGCAUUUUUGGCUUCAGACUGGCUGAAGGUUGUCAUGAUGAACGUAAUUUUUGGCGCCAUUCAUUUUUGUAUUUUCUUUAUUUAAAGGGGCAUUGUAACAGGAAUUCUACCAAGACAUUUUUUUAGACUGUGUUAAAAUAUGAACUGAUGCUUGCCGAUAGACGAAAUUGCCUUCGAGUCAACAAGAGAAAGACAUUCAUUUAUUAUUUAAGGUUGUAACGAAAAAAAUUAAUACUCUAAUUUUUAGUAUGUGACUUCGAGAGAAUAUAGAGAGCGUGUACUUUAGGGGAAAUGUCCUGCUUUAUGUCAGUAAUCGUUUUCGUCUAUUACAGGUCACAACUGCGAAAUAAAUACCGAUGACUGCGCAAGUUCACCUUGUAAAAAUGGCUCGACUUGCACCGAUGGGAUUUUUAACUACACUUGUACAUGUGCAUCUGGUUGGACGGGAAGAAACUGCGACACUGACAUAAAUGAGUGUGAGCUGCAUGUCUGUAAAAAUAACGCAACUUGUUUAAACUUAAACGGAACAUACAGCUGCAACUGUGUGCCUGGUUUUACAGACUUUAAUUGUUCCACAGUGAAUAUAAACGACUGUAAAAGUGACUCCUGUGUUGCAAAUGCCACGUGCAUCGAUGGUGCUAAUAACUUUACAUGCCAGUGUCCAGCCGGGUUCCGUGGAGAGUUCUGUCAUUUGGAAAUUAAAGAGUGCAAUUCAAAUCCUUGUAAGAACAAUGGGACAUGUGUUGAAGGGAUUGAUGGCUAUAACUGCUCCUGUGUACUAGGAUUUAACGGCACACAUUGUGAGCAUAAUAUAGACGACUGUCCGUCACAUAACUGUAACAAUGGAACAUGCAUGGAUGGUAUUGACUCAUUUACGUGCACCUGUGCUUCAGGUUUCACUGGGAAAUUUUGUGACUUUGACAUCGACGAAUGUGUUGGUGAGAUAAUAGGGACUUUAAGAUCCUAGGACGCGACGGCAGCGAAAACGUCGCUUAAAAAGUGCACUUGCGUUCUUUCAGUCUUCAUCGCGAUUAUUCCUAUCCACAUACUUUGUUAAAUGUAGGUGAACCACCCCAGGAGUCGAAUUCGUAAAAACCAUGUCCAAAUUCAGAAAGAGAAAUAAAAUUUCGUCGUCGCUUGUUUACGUCCUCCAAUAAAACGCUAAAUUAGGCAUUUUCACGCCCUAGUCGAGCACAAACGGCAACAAAAUGUACAAGAAAAAGCGUGAUGCACGUGCAAAGUUGUUGUUUUGCUUUUUUAAACCUAUUGCUCUUUUUGACGUUCUCGUUGCCGUCGCGUCGUCGAAUCUGAAAGUCCCUAGUGUCACUUUUUAAAACUCGUUUCUUGAUUAACGGGGUUACAUUUGAAACGUCUAGGCAAUUUCAUUUACCUUUAAGCAACCCCCUUCCUUAAGGAUUUGGUAAGCGAAAACCCUUGAGACCGUCGGUAUGAUCAGCCUACUAGAGGUACUACGUACCAACCUAGUUCGUGACCUGCACUGCCUUUUUUCAGCGUCGGAAGAAGCGAUUGGUUCGUGUCCUGUUAUGAGAGCAUUUGAGUUUUCCAGCCUGCUUGAGUUAUAACGUUUGUAUGUAAUUUUUACUGUCAGCUAAUCCUUGCAAUUGUGGUGCGUGUGCUAAUGUUCCUGGUUCAUACCGAUGCAACUGUGAUCAGUGGACAACGGGUGUACAUUGUGAAGUAGAUAUUAAUGAAUGCCAAAACCAGAGCCUCUGUAACAAGCAGGCAGGUCAGGCUGUCUGCAAAAACUAC